Drosophila eugracilis is the source of this 3792-nucleotide messenger RNA. It is a transcript of the gene LeuRS, whose product is annotated as leucine--tRNA ligase, cytoplasmic. NCBI's taxonomy places the organism in Eukaryota, Metazoa, Arthropoda, Insecta, Diptera, Drosophilidae. The record is from RefSeq and is a predicted model, not a curated record. Gene Ontology annotation, biological process: leucyl-tRNA aminoacylation. Gene Ontology annotation, molecular function: leucine-tRNA ligase activity; ATP binding; aminoacyl-tRNA deacylase activity.
AAAAUUAGGCUGGCCACACCCUAUACACACGUUGCGUUGCAUUACAAAUCUUAGUUAGAUUUUUGUGGUUGCUGCAAUCUGAAUUAAAGAAUUGUUCUGAACAAUUUCAAAGACCCUUAACGAUUCAGCAAUGGCCACAGGCGAACGCAAGGGUACCUUUAAGGUGGAAUAUUUGCAGAAGAUCGAGCGAGAGGUUCAGCAGCGAUGGGAAACGGAGCGGGUUCACGAGUCAGACGCUCCAACGGCUCCUAAGAAACGGCAGGCGGAGAAGUUCUUCGUGACUUUCCCCUUUCCCUACAUGAACGGACGCCUCCACUUGGGUCACACCUUUUCGCUCUCGAAAGCAGAGUACUCGGUACGGUACCACCGUCUGAAAGGACGUCGCGUCCUCUGGCCCUUCGGAUUCCAUUGCACGGGCAUGCCCAUCAAAGCCUGUGCGGACAAGCUAACUCGCGAAUUGGAGCAGUUCGGCUUUCCGCCCAAAUUCCCUGAAACUCAGGAAGUGACCCCUCCUCCUGUUGAAACAGCCUCCGAAGUGCCCAAAGACAAGUCCAAGGGAAAGAAGAGCAAGGCUGUAGCCAAGACCGGAACCGCCAAAUACCAAUGGCAAAUCAUGCAGAGCUUGGGCCUCAAGGACGAGGAAAUCAAGGACUUCGCCAAUGCAGAGCACUGGCUGAACUACUUCCCACCGCUGGCGGUACAGGACCUCAAGAGGAUCGGCGUGCACAUCGACUGGAGACGCACCUUCAUAACCACAGACGCCAAUCCCUAUUUCGAUUCAUUCGUCCGUUGGCAAUUCAAUCACCUGAAGGAGCGGGGCAAGAUCAUGUACGGCAAGAGGUACACCAUCUAUUCGCCCAAAGAUGGACAACCCUGCAUGGACCAUGAUCGAUCUUCGGGCGAGGGUGUCGGUCCCCAGGAGUACACGCUCAUUAAGAUGAAGGUUCUGGAGACUCCCAAAGCUUUGAGCUCCAUCAAGCAACCAAUUUACAUGGUGGCCGCCACUUUGCGUCCGGAGACCAUGUACGGUCAGACGAACUGCUGGCUGCAUCCGGACAUCAAGUACAUUGCUUGGCAAACGAGCAGAAACAACGAAGUAUGGAUCAGCACUCGUAGGGCAGCCAGAAAUAUGACUUACCAGGGUUUCACUGCUGAGGAAGGUGACGUCAAGGUUCUGGCUGAAGUAACUGGGCAAGAUCUGCUGGGAGUUCCCCUUUCCGCUCCUCUUACCCAGCACAAGAUCGUCUAUACCCUGCCUAUGCUAAGCAUUAAGGAAGAUAAGGGAACUGGCGUGGUAACCUCAGUGCCCUCCGAUUCGCCUGAUGAUUACGCAGCUUUGGUGGAUCUGCAGAAGAAGGAAGCUUUUAGACAGAAGUACGGACUAAAGGAUGAGAUGGUGCUGCCCUACGAGCCCAUUCCCAUCAUCGAUGUGCCCACGCUGGGAAAACUAAGUGCCGUCCAUGCUUAUGAAACUCUGAAAAUCCAAUCGCAAAACGAUAAGGACAAGUUGGCCGAAGCUAAAGAGAUGUGCUACCUCAAGAGUUUCUAUGACGGCGUAAUGUUGGUGGGUGAAUUUGCGGGUCGCAAAAUUCAGGAUGUUAAGAAGGAUUUGCAGAAACGUUUGGUCGACGCCAAUGAAGCGGACGUGUACUACGAACCGGAGAAGACCAUUAUGUCACGUUCGGCCGACGAGUGCGUGGUGGCUCUUUGUAACCAAUGGUACCUUAAUUAUGGAGAACCUGUAUGGCAGGCACAAGCCAUCAAGAUCCUGCAGGACAUGGAAACCUUCCACGAGGAGGCGCGCAACAACUUCGAAGCUUGCCUAAAUUGGCUGCACGAGUACGCCUGCUCCAGAACGUACGGCCUGGGAACCAAACUGCCUUGGGACGAUAAGUGGUUGAUUGAAUCCCUUUCUGACUCCACUAUCUACAUGGCGUUUUACACGGUGGUACACCUCCUGCAGGGCGGUACUUUCCGUGGGGAGAAGCCAGGACCUUUUGGAAUCAAACCGUCCGACAUGACCGCUGAGAUCUGGGACUACAUCUUCUUUAAGGAGACCCCACUACCAAAGAAGACGGCCAUUAAACCCGAAUAUCUUGCUGUUCUGCGUCGCGAGUUCGAGUACUGGUAUCCAAUGGAUCUCCGGGUCUCUGGAAAGGAUCUUAUCCAGAACCACUUGACCUUCUGUCUGUACAAUCACGCGGCUAUUUGGCCAAAUGAUGAGAACAAGUGGCCCAAGGGAAUGCGCGUUAAUGGUCACCUGCUGCUGAAUUCUGCUAAGAUGUCUAAAUCAGAUGGAAACUUCCUUACCCUUACCGAAGCUGUGGACAAAUUCUCAGCAGAUGGCAUGCGUCUUUGUUUGGCUGAUGCUGGCGACAGUGUGGAGGAUGCCAAUUUCGUUGAGAGCACUGCAGAUGCAGGUAUCCUCCGCCUAUACACCUUCAUUGAGUGGGUCAAGGAAAUGCUGGACACUAGGAGCAGUCUUAGAAAGGGUACUGAAAAGACCUUUAAUGACCAAGUUUUCCUGAGUGAACUCAAUUUGAAAACCCAGCAAACCGAUGAGAAUUACCGUAAAAUGUUGUUUAAGGAGGCGUUGAGGAGUGGCUUUUACGAACUUCAGUUGGCCAGGGAUAAGUACAGGGAGCUGUGUGGCGCACAAGGAAUGCAUGAGGAUCUGGUACUAGAGUUUAUUCGCAGACAGGCUCUUUUGGUUUCUCCCAUUUGUCCUCAUAUGGCGGAACACGUUUGGGGAUUGCUGGGUAACAAGGAGUCUAUAGUCCACGCUCGCUGGCCAGAAGUUGGAUCCAUCAAUGAAGUCGACAUCCUGUGCUCGGAGUAUCUCAUGGAAGCCGCUCAUUCCUUCCGUCUGAACCUUAAGAACUUGCUGCAAUUGAAGGGCAAGGCUGGAAAAGAUAAGUCUGUGGAUCUCCAGGGAGCCAAACCUAAUCGAGGACUUAUUUGGGUUGCUAAGACAUAUCCUCCUUGGCAGUGCUGUGUCCUCGAUACCAUGAAAGAAUUGUACAACAAAUCACAAGCCCUACCAGAUAACAAAGUCAUAGCUGCUACACUUCAACAAAAGGCUGAAUUGAAAAAGUUUAUGAAACGCGUGAUGCCCUUCGCCCAGAUGAUUCGAGAAAAGGUGGAGUCUGGCAAGGGAGUUGCAGCUUUAGCAGUCACCUUGGAGUUCGACGAGCGUCAAGUGUUGAUCAGUAAUCUGGAGUACCUGAAAAACACGUUGGAUCUGGAUGUAUUGGAAAUUAAGUACACCGAUGAUCCUUCAGCGCCUGAGAAAACUAGAGAGGAAGUUCGUCCCGGCUCUCCCUUCAUCAGCUUCUCUGUGGCACCCAAUGUGAGCGUAGAGCUGACGAAUCCUAUCGAGCGUUCCUCGCUUUUCCAGGUCAACACCGUUAUCUCCGAGGGGGACACCGUGCAGUCCCUGAGAGAGAAGCUCUCCAAGAUUAUUGGGCUAAAAACAGAUACGGCCAACCUAAAGAUCUGGCGCUAUGAGGAUCCCGUUCUGGGUCCCAGGAAGAUACCCAACUUUGAGGACUACAAAGCCGGAAAGGUUGUGCUCGACGAGGGAAGUUUCAUCCUGGAUGUUGCGACCAAGAAAGUGAGCCUGGACCAGUCCGGAAAACUGACUGAAGUGGGAAGAAAUCUGAUUUAUGUUCUCGAUUAAAUCGAACACCAUCACAAGCCUUAAUUUAUUCAUAAAAUGAAACGUAAUCCUUGUAGAACAAAACCUGGCUAUUAAAAUGUACUGUGAACUGCUUGUAUCCAAUCCAAAUUAAA